This is a messenger RNA of Symphalangus syndactylus (siamang), 13484 nucleotides long. It is a transcript of the gene GBGT1, whose product is annotated as globoside alpha-1,3-N-acetylgalactosaminyltransferase 1 (FORS blood group). Gene Ontology annotation, cellular component: Golgi apparatus; vesicle; membrane. Gene Ontology annotation, molecular function: globoside alpha-N-acetylgalactosaminyltransferase activity. Lineage: Eukaryota; Metazoa; Chordata; Mammalia; Primates; Hylobatidae. The record is from RefSeq and is a predicted model, not a curated record. Gene Ontology annotation, biological process: carbohydrate metabolic process.
GCUCCCGCUCUCUGGGCCACUCGCGAGCUGCGUUCGCUUGCCCGUCCCCGGGCUCAGGUCCAGGUGCUGCUCCUCCCGGCAGGCGUGACCCGAAGUUGUCGUGGGUCCCGCAGUCACUGGCUCUGCGGACGUUUUGCUCAUCUCCUGCAGAGAAUCCUGAAGGAAGCCUUUCUGUCCCCAGCCUCCUUGAGGCAAAGGCCGGGGUGCCGGGGUCUCAGGCUGCAGGGCAUUGCCUGCGAGCAGUUCUCUGGGGGCAGGCCAGGGGCCGGCCUGCGGGGCCUUGUGGAAUGUCACAGGAGUGGCACUGCCUUUCCGUGGGGCCUGUGGGUCACACUCCCUCCAAGAAGGGGAACGGACCCACCCCUGGCGGAGUCCUGGGCCUCCGUCCCUGGCUCCCGGGAAGCCUGCCUGGGAACGCAGCUGCAGCUGGGAGAGGAAGGCACCGGGGGUUCCCACACCGCCGCUCUUCCAGAACUCGCUCCGCCGCCGAUUUGGAGCAGCUUACAUUUUGUUUUGUCUCUGCUUCCAUCCGCAGUAUUUAUUUCUGCCUCCUGUGUUUCUGUUCUUCUCCAGUCUCCCCAGAGUCCACUUCUUUCUUUCCAUUCUGUAAGGAACCAGCUUCUGCCCCCGAGGAGUGUCUCUGCCUCGCCCUGUGCCGACUCCCAGCUCGCACUCCUGUCUCACGUUCCCAUGGCAUUUUGGUUUUGCUCUGUUAUUUGUUUGUUUGUUUGUUUGUUUGUUUGUUGAGACGGAGUCUCACUCUGUCCCCCAGGCUGGAGUGCGGUGGCGCCAUCUCAGCUCACUGCAACCUCCGCCUCCCGGGUUCAAGUGAUUCUCCUCUCUCAGCCUCCCAAGUAGCUGGGACUACAGGAGAGGGCCACCACGCUUGGCUAAUUUUUGUUUUCUUGGGUUUUUUUUUUCAGACAGAGUCUCACACUGUCGCCCGGGCUGGAAUAUAGUGGGGCCAUCUCGCUCACUGCAACCUCUGCCUCCCAGAUUCAAGCGAUUCUCCUGCCUCAGCCUCCUGAGUAACCGGAAUUACAGUUAUUGAUUGCGGCUUUCCUCGCAAGAGCAAAAGAUUAGAAACAACCCAGUUUCCUCCAGCGAGGGUCCGGUUAAAUAAAUGAUGACCAUCCCCAUGACAAAAUACAAUGUAGUUGGGAAUGAAAAUAAGGAAGAGUGAAAGGAGGGAGCCUUUUAUGUAUCACUCCGGAAAGAUCUCUGGCUAAACCCAAUUGCUACCAGGGCUAGCACUCUGUGCCUCAGACACCCAGCUGGAUUUGGCAGCACCUUGGGAGAUUGCUUUACCAGCAUGUCCCCAGCACCUGGGUCAUCAUGGUCACUAGGGGCCAGGCCGGAGCUCCCGGCCCAGCUCAACCACUGACCAGAAGAGAGACAUUGGCCAGUCCUCCCUUGGGGGCACAUAGCCCAGGUCCUGCAGUGAACUCUAACCCUGGGCCUCCAGGUCACGUGAAGACAGACAAACCACAGGGAGCUCUUCUUUGCUUACCUUAAAGAAUCAAGGCCAACUUCGUUAUGGAACCAGUAAAUGGAUUUCUUCACAUGCCCAUUUUAUAGAUGGGAAAACUGAGGCCCAGUGAGGGGAAAGCCAUUGAGAAUCAUGGAUAGCAUGGCAUGGCCGUUCAGAGCAAGGAUCCCACAUCCCCUCCAUCACAGGCCCCACCCAGGCUGGCCCUGAGCUGCUGGACAGAAACUUGUGCCUGACCUACCGAUCCCGGCAGCUGCUCCCACUGAGCUUGGACCACAUGCUUGAGACACGCCUCCCCUCAUUUAAACCCUGCUCGGGCAGCCUCACACCAGUGGGGACUGUGCUUGUUCACAGCAACUCUCUCAAGCCUCUAGAACAGAGCCUGACACAGGAGGUGCUUAGUGUUUACUGAAAAAUAGAUGAAUGAAUCAGUGUAAUCCUCCCAACAGCCCUUCGAGUGGGUGCUCUAAAGAAUCCUGUGACACAAAGAAGUCUUGGGUUCAUUCAUUCAUUCAUUCAUUCAUGCAUCCAGCACCUGUGUGCUGCUCCCUGUUGUAUGCAGACACCUGGAAUAUGACAGUGAGCCUCAGACACCUGGAAUAUAACAGUGAACCCCAGAGCCCUGGAAUAUGAUGGUGAAUGCCAGACCCCUGGAAUACGAUGGUGAACCCCAGACCCGUGGAAUACGAUGGUGAACCCUAGGCCCCUGGAAUACGAUGGUGAACCCAGACACCUGGAAUACAGCAGUGAACCCCAGAUAUCUGGAAUACGACAGUGAAUCCCAGACACCAGGAAUGCGAUGGUGAAUCCCAGACACCUGGAAUACAACAGUGAACCCAGACACCUGGAAUACGACGGUGAACCCCAGACACCUGGAAUAUGGUGGUGAACUCCAGGCCCCUGGAAUAUGUCAGUGAACCCCAGACACCUGGAAUACAGCGGUGAACCCUAGACACCUGGAAAACAACGAUGAACCCGAUACCUGGAAUACGACAGUGAAUGCCAGACACCUGGAAUAUGAUGGUGAACCCCAGACCCCUGGAAUGACAGUGAACCUAUACACCAUCCCUGUCCUGAGAGCUCACAGCCCAACAGAGGGGACAGCAUCUCACCCACAGCCAGCAGUGGAGGCUACAAAGCUAGAGCCUACUCUAGUGCCAGCCACAGAGCUAGAGCCACCUCCAGCUGCAACACUUGGACCAGCUCCAGAACUAAAGCCAUCUUCCGUGUCGGUUCUUGCACCCCUUCUGGCACCAGGCUAGAGUUAGAAUCAGCUCCAGAACAAGAGCCAGUUCUAGAUCCAGCUCCAGCACCACUGCCCAGGAUAGAGGCAGCUCCAGCCCCGGCUCAGGCCCCAGCUACUGAGCCAGUUUCACAGCCAGAAUUCAGCAGCUCGAGCAUCGGCCACCACUCCAGCUCCAGUGCGGGAGCCUCAGGCGGGCGCCACCUUCAGCACCAGCUCCUGUGCCAGAGCUUUACUGCCCCUCCCUGGGAUGGCAACAUUUCAUUUUUAUACCACGUGCUGCAUUCCCCACUCUGCACCCACAAAAGAAGGGACAACCCCUUGACUCCUGAAUGGAGCUGCUAAGAAGCCCCAGAGAGGGACGCUGGCCUCAGAAGCCCUGCAGGGUCCAGGCUUCUGCUGAUCUUGCUAUUCCCACAGUUCUGGGAAUCGACCUUGCUGUCAUCCCCGGGGACCUCCAGCAUCAACUCUGACUCCAGCAGCACUUCCUCCUCUUCACCCUCCAGCACACCAUGGCUGCUAAACCCACCUUCAAAUUACCAGUCUCAGGGCUCUGCAGCCACAGCUCCUAACGCUGCUCUACAACCUGCAGGUAGGCAACGCCACAUCAUCCAUAUUGGCCUGGACAAGGACAAGGCAACAGUGCCUUUAUUUCUUUGUCUUGCCUAAUUGCUUGGCCAAACUUCCAUCGCGAUGUUGGAGUGAAGUGCUGAAAGCAGGCAUCCUCGUCUUGUUCAUCUUAGGCGGAAAGCUCUCAGUCUUUCACCACCGAGUCACAAUCAGGACACUCAAAUCCAGAAGGUGGAGAACACCUGCUCAAGUCCUGCAGCCAGUGUGGAACCCUGGCAGAGUUUGGGUCCCUGAAAGCAGACAAGGAUUUGGGGACACAUCAUUUGUUACAGAUGAUCCCAGGACGCCUGAGUGAGGACGUGGGAAGGAAGCCGGUGCUCAGAGAGGGAAACGGUCGUGACUAAAGUCUCUCAGCCAAAGAGCAGUGCAGCUGUGGUUCCUGCCCAGCUCGGGCUGCCUCGGCACAGAGCCUGAAGCGAAUGCACCAGGAGCUUUGUAAGUAGAAAAACCCCAGCACAGCCAGGGGCUGCAUCCUCUCUGCCUCCCUGGGGUCUCCACACGCAUCCCCCUUGUGAGAGGCAGGAGUAAGUGGCCUCCUCGGGCCAGGAAAGCUCAGCCGGGAGGGCACCUGGUGCCUGAGAGGUAACCAUAGUGCCUGGUCAAGCUCGGAGCAGCGGGCUGGGUGAGGGAGCUGCGGGCUGGGUGAGGGAGCAGCGGGCUGGGUGAAGGAGCUGCCUAGUACAGCCAGGCCAGAUGCAGGUGCAGUCAUCUACCAGCUGCCAUCAGUGUGUGCCAGGGGCUGGAGAGCAAACCGUGUCAUCUGCAACCGAGCCUCUGAGGUGGAGAACGCGGUUCCCCCAUUCUCCAAGUGGGAAAUGGAAGCACCUCCUGGCCAUAAAGAUGGGGUCUCACUAUGUGGCCAGGCUGGUCUCAAGCUCCUGACCUCGUGAUCUGCCCACCUUGGCCUCCAAAAGUGCUGGGAUUACAGGUGUGAGCCACUGCACCCAGCCAACAGCAGCACCUUUAAUGGCUGUGGGGCGUGUUUCUUCCUCCAGGGACACCAGAUGCCCCUGCUCAAGGCUGGGGGGCAAGUGUGCCACUCGGGGCUCUGAGAUGGGCAGAGAUGACUAUCCUCGAACUUGAACCCUUUGUUCAUGUCUCUAAGCCUUUCCUGUUUUCUAGAAGUAGACAAACUGAAUCCAAGGGCGGGUGUGCUGGGGUCUUAGUGCCAACUCACCCUCCAGGAGGAGAGUCCAGACCCCUCUCCCACUGCCAGGGGGAAAGUGUCCAUCCCCCUCAGCCACUCCAAGGGUUUCGAAUUUCAGGGGUGUGAUAUCAUACCAAAUAUAUAUAUGUCCAUCCAUGAUUCCUGGCUCAUAACUCCCAUAGCGCUUGUUAUAAUGUUGGGGUGUUUUAGGCCUCAGGAGCAGGCCUCAGAAAACAGAAUGUCUCUCUCUCUCUCUCUGAUCUUCUCCUGCCCUCCUUUCACCUGCACCUUUUUCUCCCCAAGGCAAGAAUCUUCCCCUGCCUUUCUGUCUGGCCAUAAAUUCUCUGACCUACCUUGUGUCUAAUUGUAGGUCACAAGAUCCCCAUUUUAGGAGUCCUGCCCCAUACCCUGGAGGAAGGAAUGCUGCAGGGAGAAGCCAAGAAGAAUCUGCACAGACAGGCCUUUUGUCCAUGCUUCAGUCAUGCCUAUCCAAUUAUCCAACGGAGCCUCCAUGAAAGGCCCAAGAGGACGGGGUUUAGGGAGCUUCCGGAUGGCUGAACACACAGAGGCUCCCAGAGGGUGGGCGUCCGGGGAGGGCCGGAAGCUUCGCACCCCUUCCCCCAUACCUCGCCCUACACAUCCCUUCAUCUGUAUCCUUUGUAAUAUCUUUUAUAAUAAACCGGUAAACAUGUUUCCCUGAGUUCUGUGAGCUGCUCUAGCAAAUUAAUUGAACCCAAAGAGGAGGCUGUGGGAACCCCAGUUUGCAGCUAGUGAGUCAGAAGCUCUGGAAGCCCAGAUUUGUUUGUUUGUUUUUUUGUUUGUUUUGGAGAUGGAGUCUCACUCUAUCACUCAGGCUGGAGUGCAAUGGCGUGAUCUCAGCUCACUGAAACCUCUGCCUCCCAGGUUCAAGCGAUUCUCCUUGGAAACCCAGAGUUGUGAUGGUGUCAGUGGGAAGUGGGGGAGGGGGCAGUCUUGUGGGACUGAGAUCUCAACCCCGGAGGAUCUGAUGCUACCUCCAGGUAGACAGUGUCAAAAUCGAAUUGAACUAGAGGACACCCAACUGGUGUCUGUUGCCUGGUGUGUGAGAAACCCCCAUACACUGGACCACAGAAAUCUUCUGUGUUGAAUGUUGAAUGAGGGAAGAGAAAAAGCCCUUUGAGAGAGAGAGAGAGAGAGUGUGUGUGUGUGUGUGUGUGUGUGUGUGUGUGUGUUUUCCACUCAAGGAGCUUUGGGGGAAAUGGCUGCACACUUCGUAGGUCAGAUAUGCUAUCUAACUCAUUAUCUUAUUUCAUUGUCCUGAUGCAGGCAGAGGCUGGAUUUUCAUCUUUCCACCGUUUCUGAAGCGUGGCCCCUUCUGCUCUCAGGGGAGCCUGCUGAACAUGUGUUCUCUGGGCAUCCCUGGGGUCAAGGUCUAGGUGUGGCUUCCAGCACAGCCAAGAAGCUCCUCUCCCAGGUGCUGGGGGCCCAGGAACCAGCCCUGGGAUCUCUCCUCCGGGCCUAGCUGGCUGGUUUCAGUUAGUGCUUGGACUGGCUCCCCUAGGACAGGGUGCGGUGGGUUCUGCUUGUAUCCAGGCCAGGCCUUAGCUAGUGCAGGAUGAUGGGCUUGGAUCAGAGAAUGGCUCCUGGAUGCCGCUGGGUUCUGGGUGGGCCAGCUGUAUAGAUGUGAAUGCACUUGUCCUCCUGAACCACCAGGUCAAAGAGGAACACAGUGCAGGGAGCCCCAGAGGAGCAGGGCUGGCCCAGAGUCCACCCAGCCCUGUAGUCUUUCAACCCCACCUUUUUGGGGCAGUGAAACAUUGUUCUGAUAAUACAGAUGUAGAACCCCAAGUACCAAACCCCGGACAGAGCUGCUCAGGGUGGAGCUGGGAUGAGGUCUGGACUCCCUACCCCCAACCCAGACACACUUCAGGAGCCUCCUCCCUGACACCCCAUUCCUAGGCCUCUGAGAGGCACAGCUUGACAAGCACUAAAGGAAACUGUCGCUGCGAUGCAUAGUGGGAAAAACUGAGGCUUUGUCCAAGAUCACCCAGCAAAGCAGGGGCAGAACCUUGGGUGAUGGGCUGAGACUUGGGGUCUGUCCUCAGGACCCUCCUGCUGCUGCCCACCCCCAGGUUCCAAGGCCAAGGGGAGCCAAAAUCAAUGUCUGGGUCCAAAUUGAGCUUUGCAGAGAUGCCUGCCGACCACUCAGGAGAGCACUGGCUCUUGUUCCAGACAGAAGCUUCUCCUAAGCCCUCCAGGAUUACCAGUGGGAAGACAGGUCACUUCUUUGUCUGCUUCAGAAGAUCAAGACCAAUUUAUGGAGAAACUGAGAGAUGGAUGUCCUUACAAGCCCAUUUUCCAGAUGAAAAGCUGAGGCCCAGUGAGGGGAAUGACCACAGAGGGACAUUGGAUAGCCUGUGAGUUGGGACCAAGAAUCCUAUAUCCCCUCCACUGCCGACCCCACCCAGGCUGGUCCUGAGCUGCUGCACAAGAACUUGCGUGUGACCUCCCGAUCCCAGCAGCUGCUGUCGCUGAGCUUGGACCACGUGCCUGAGACCCGUCUUUCCUCAUUUAAACCCUGCUCGGGGGGUGGGGACUCCACACCAGUGGGGAACAUGCUUGUUGACCGUUUGUUCUUAGCCUCUAGAACAGAGCCUCAGGCACAGGAGGCACUUCACAUUUAUUGAAUAAAUAGAUGAAUGAAUCAGUGUCAUCCUCCCAACAGCCCCUUGAAGCAGGUACUCUUAUUUGACAGAGGAGGAACCUGAGACACAAAGAAGUCUUGGGUUCAUUCAUUCCUUCACUCAUUCAUGCAUCCAGCACCCCUGUUGUGUGCAGACACCUGGAAUAUGACAGUGAACCCCAGGCACCAUCCACAUCCUGAGAGCUCACAGCCCAAAAGCAGGGACAGCAUCUCACCCACAGCCAGCAGUGGAAGCACCGAUCUGGGUCCCAGCUUCAGUGGCCCACCACCUCCUCAAAAGAUAGUUAAGUAAGGCCAGGCACAGUGGCUCACACCUGUAAUCCCAGAACUUGGGGAGGCCAAGGUGGGUGGAUGGCCUGAGGUCAGGAGUUUGAGACCAGCCUAGCCAACAUGGAGAAACCCCAUCUCUACUUAAAAAAAUAUAUAAAUCAGCCAGGUGUUGUCAUCCCAGCUACUCAGGAGGCUGAGGCAGGAGAAUUGCUUGAACUGGGAGGCAGAGGUUGCAGUGAACCGAGAUUGAGCUACUGCAGUCCAGCCUGGGCGACAGAGCAAGACUACAUCUCAACAGAUCGCGCCACUGCACUCCAGCCUGGGUGACAGAGUGAGACUCCAUCUAAAAAAAAAAAAAGUUAAGUAAAACAAAAAUUUUAUUUAUUUACUUAUUUUUGAGACAUAGUCUCACUCUGGCACCCUUGCUCCAGCCUCAUAGCUUGCCAUGUUGCCCAGGCUGCUCUUGAACUCCUGGGCUCAUGUGAUCCUCCCACCCUGGCCUCCCAAAGUGCUGGGAUUACAGGCUGGAGCCACCAUGCUCGGCCUUAAGUAAUAUUUAAUAAGAGUUUUCUUUAAGUCAUAUAUAGAGAGACAGACAGAAAAACAGAGACAGAGAGAGACAGAACUGGAAGGCUGGCAGUGACUCUUCUCCCCACUGCUCUUCUCCCGCUCUGCCUGGCUUGGAUUUGUUCUUUCUGGUUCCCUUGAACACUGCAAGUCUCUGCCUACAUUCCUAUUUCGGCCCACUUAACUCGCUGAUGAGAAAGAUGCCCAUAUGCACCUACAGUGUUUUCUCCCAUCUUCCUUUUACCUCCCUUGCCUUUGAUUAUUACAUUUUUAAGUCAUGGAGGUCUCUCUUGUCUUUCUUUACCUUUGCACCCAGCCCCCUCCAGGCCAGUGCUGUCUUUAAGCCACAUUUUUUCUCCUCUGGGGGUGCAGCGGGGAGGGAUGGAGAGACUGCUGGCUGGGCCAAGGGAGGGCUGUGGCCAGUAGGCACAGCCAUAGGGCUAGGUCGGUCCUGUCUUGCUCACCUUAAAGCUGUAUUAGAAAACAAUUCCCAGAGAGGCAUCAGUGUCUGGAAGGCAGACCAGGGAACUUUGCAAACAUAAAUCGAGUAAGGAAAAUGAAUCAGCAGAUCCCAGACCAGGUCCCAGGGAGCUAGUGUUUGCAGCGAAAAGGUGGAAGCAUGACCUUUUGAACAGCACUCACCAGCUCCCAGGGCCCAUGCCAGGCUCCCGCAGACUGAGAAAACAGGCCCUGCCUUACAGGAACCCCAAGGUGCUCUAGAGAAACCCCAGGGACACAGGUAAUCAUCACACCCCUGAGGGGCCUGGGAGGCUGUGCCCAGGCACCAGACAGGGGUGGGUUUCCAACUUCCAGCUGCACUGUGACCUGGAGCACACCCGUAACCUCUCUGAGCCCAUCUCUGGCUGGGUCCCACCCCCCACCCCUUUGGUUACUCUUUCCUUUAUUUUCCCUUAGGGCCCCUUCAUUUCGCCUUCCUGUCCCUCCCCUCCCGCACCCUUCCUAGGAGAGGUUUAUGCUACGAAAACCUUCUACCCCAUGCGCUGACCGACCUCUGGGGCGCCUGGCUCAGAGGCCCUGAGCAAAGGAGGACAGAUCUUAAACCGGACAGCAAGCUGCGUCCAGCUGGUUCUCCCUUUCCGUGACUAUUUCAAAGCUCUUAUAAACAAGCCUCGCGCGCGGCCCCGCUGCCUGCCCUGCUCCAGGCUCCACCUGCGCCGCCGAUCGCCUGGGUAUCGCGGGGGCCCAGGCCAGCUGAGUCCGUUUUCCGCGCCGGGGUGGCGCCCCUCCAUCCGUCCUAACACCGGUCCGGCAGCAAGGAGUGUUCCUGGGACCUCAGAGACCAGGCUCAGAGCCUGACAUCCCUGAGAGGGGACAGCCUCAUCCACCCAGGCCGGCGGGGUCUCUUCAGGUGCCCAGGCUUAGAUGCAGCCCCCAGCAAUGCAUCGCCGGAGACUGGCCCUGGGUCUGGGUUUCUGCCUGUUGGCGGGCACAAGUCUCAGUGUCCUGUGGGUGUAUCUUGAGAACUGGCUGCCAGUCUCCUAUGUCCCCUAUUAUCUCCCCUGCCCAGAGAUCUUCAACAUGAAGCUGCACUACAAGAGGGAGAAGCCACUCCAGCCCGUGGUAUGGUCACAGUACCCCCAGCCCAAGCUGCUGGAGCACAGGCCCACACAGCUGCUGACACUCACACCCUGGUUGGCGCCCAUCGUCUCCGAGGGAACCUUCAACCCAGAGCUUCUGCAGCACAUCUACCAGCCACUGAACCUGACCAUUGGGGUCACGGUGUUUGCCGUGGGGAAGUACACUCACUUCAUCCAGUCCUUCCUGGAGUCGGCCGAGGAGUUCUUCAUGCGUGGGUACCGGGUGCACUACUACAUCUUCACUGACAACCCUGCAGCCGUUCCCGGGGUCCCGCUGGGUCCCCACCGGCUCCUCAGCACCAUCCCCUUCCAAGGUCACUCCCAGUGGGAGGAGACAUCCAUGCGCCAGACGGAGACCAUCAGCCAGCACAUUGCUAAGAGGGCUCACCGAGAGGUGGACUACGUCUUCUGCCUUGACGUGGACAUGAUGUUUCAGAACCCGUGGGGCCCUGAGACCCUGGGAGACCUGGUGGCUGCCAUUCACCCAAGCUACUACGCCGUUCCCCGCCAGCAGUUCCCCUAUGAGCGCAGGCGUGUUUCCACUGCCUUUGUGGCAGACAGUGAAGGGGACUUCUAUUAUGGUGGGGCAGUCUUCGGGGGGCAGGUGGCCAGGGUAUAUGAGUUUACCAGGGGCUGCCACAUGGCCAUCCUGGCGGACAAGGCCAAUGGCAUCAUGGCAGCCUGGAGGGAGGAAAGCCACCUGAACCGUCGCUUCAUCUCAAACAAGCCGUCCAAGGUGCUGUCCCCUGAGUACCUCUGGGACGACAGGAAGCCCCAGCCACCCAGCCUGAAGCUGAUCCGCUUUUCUACACUGGACAAGGAUAUCAGCUGCCUGAGGAGCUGACCACGGAGCUGGGGGCUGCCAUGGAUGGGGACCCAAAGACCUGCAGCCACCAGUGCUUCACUAGCGUGCAGACCAGCCCUGUCCCGCCUCCCUCUGUCAGUCAGGCGAAUUCCACCGGAAAAGGGAUGUGGAAAGGCCACUGUGAACUGCAGAGGGCUGUGCACACAGUAGCACACAAGAUCUCACCGUAAUGCAGCAUAGGAACGGUGAGACGGGGAGGCGAGGCGCAGUGACAAAGGCAGCACCCGGCAGGCUUGCCGCGUUCUGCAGCCCUGCUUUUGUGGGGCAGGCUCUGAAGCCUCAGCCCGACUCAGAGUGCCAGAACCCUGCCGCGCCAGUCCCCCACUUAUUACAUAUUGCCCUUAACGUAGCAUUUCUAAUACCCUAGUACGAAGGCGCCCUAGACCCCUUUUCUCUGGUGACAGGGGUCCUGGGUCCCUUGAUGUCUCCCAACCACAUGUAGCCAAUUCCUCACUCAGGCCCCCAGAGCCAGCCUUUGAAAUGGAGCAGGUCUAGGCUCCCUCUGGUUUCCUGCACCCCAAAGUGAGCCGCACUCUCAGGGGACUAGCCAUCUCCUUCUUAAGAGGGUUUGGGGCAGUUUUAUAUUAAAGGGGGUGUGUGCUCGACCCUAGCUAGGGUGAUUUUUUUUUUUUGUUUUUUUUUUUUUUUUUGAGACCGAAUUUCACUCCUGUCACCCAGGCUGGAGUUCAGUGGCAUGAUCUUGGCUCUCUGCAACCUCUGCCCCCCAGGUUCAAGCGAUUCUCCUGCCUCAGACUCCCGAGUAGCUGGGAUUACAGGAGCCCGCCACACUCAGUUAAUUUUUGUAUUUUUAGUAGAGACAGGGUUUCACCAUGUUGGCCAGGCUGGUCUCAAACUCCUGGCCUCAAGUGAUCCACCUGCCUCGACCUCCCAAAGUGCUGGGAUUACAGGUGUGAGCCACUGUGCCUGGCCACUAAGGUGGUUUUUACCUGCACAUCCAGCCUGCCUGUGUCCCCAGUGUCUGUUCCAUCAGGCAGUGGGGACACAGGCAGACUGGAUUUCAAACACAAUCGAAUAGGGGCGGGGGGUAGGGGAUAUAGUUACUCCAGAAAAUCUGAGCUAAAGCUAGAGGCUGCAACGGACAGGAUUUCAUUCCAGUUCUCCAGGGAGACUGGGUGAAGCGGAGCAUGCUAGCAGAUCCGCCACACUCCCAACUGCGUAGAGGGAUAUGCAGCCCAGCAGCCGGACAACCCUGGGAGCUCCUGUAUCCAGGGUCACUGCAGCCCUGUGAGGUCACCAGUGGGCGUGGGACUCUGAGCCAAUGGUACAGGCCAGGAUUAGAGGGCGCGGGAAGAUGACCUCUCCAGUCUGGACCCAGAAGGACUUCAGAGGCCUACAGUGUGGUUCUGUCUGCCUGGCCACGAAGAAAUGGGGUGGGGUAUGGGUUCAGGGCUUGGCGGCCUGGUGCUCACCACCCUGGAGACAGCAGCAUCUCUUCCAUGGAAGGAGAAGACAGAGAGGAGGGUGGGGUAGACUCUGGUCAUACUAGAACGGGCAGGCACCCACCCACUUGGUCACCUGUGGAAAAGCUGGGGCCAGCCCUGAGUUCAUUCUUCCUGCACCUGUGGUUUGGCCGGUGAGCAGCGACAGAUCCCAAGAGUGUGGACAGAUGGAGUGACCAGUUGGAGGAGACAGACUGGGCUGGAGAGGCCUGGAGUCUUGAAGGGGCUCUGGGUGCCUCCUGGGCAGAGGAGCAGGAAUGAAACCAUGGCCUCUGUGUCCCUCAUAGGGAGCACGUGCUCCAUGGAAGGGGUUCUGUGCUGAAGGAGUAGGCCCUGCCUCCAAGGAGCUUCUGUUGAAAGCAGAGACAGGGCCAUGGAAGCACUGGACUCAGCUGGGUGGAUGGCUGGGAGAUGGGGGACCCGAGGUGACGGCAGACUCUGAGGCCUGGGCAGCUCCGCCUAGCAGGGGAGAAAUCCCCCAUACCUCCCUCACCCCACUUACACCCAGCUUUACCCCUGGCACACCCUCCCGGGUGGGAGUCCCUGACCCAUUUUCAGUAGAGGAAACAGACUCUGAGAGGUCACCAUGAGCUUGCCUGUGAUGUGGCCCAGCUGCAGGUUUGAACCCAGGUCAUCUGGGUUCGAGACUGUGCUCUGCACAGGGUGGGAGGAGUGCAGCUCUGAAGGUGAGUGCAUUGUGGAGGAGGAUACAGGGAGGGGCAGUGCUGGCAGGGGGCUCUGAGAGGGGCAGGGGCUUGAUGGGGUCCCUGGGUCAGGACGGCCCCAGGAGGCUAGAGUUGGGGUAUAGGGACCAGGUCACACAGGGUUCUGAAUGCCAGGCAAGGAGGCAGGGGUCACUGCAGGUCUGCCCCAGCAGGAGGAUCAAUAUAUAUGGGGCCCAAGUGCUGGACUCAGGGGAUACCUGGCCAGAGAGGCCCCAACACAGGAUGAGGCCUCUGAUGACCAGCUCGGGGAUGAGUGACAGGGAAGAGCCAUGAAGUGGGGGUCACCAUGCACAGCAGGGCCUGGCCACUUACAGCUGAGUGGCCUGCAGUGCUGGUGCCUUGGCUCUGAUAUAAAAUUGAAUGAAGCUGGGCACGGUGGCUCACGCCUGUAAUUCCGGCACUUUGGGAGGCCAAGGCAGGAGGAUCGCUGGAGCCCAAGAGUUCCAAACCAGCCUGGGCAACACAGUGAGGCUUCGUCUCUACAUAAUUUUUUUAAAAAUAAAAAGGGCGGGGCACAGUGGCUCACGCCUGUAAUCCCAGCACUUUGGGAGGCCAAGGUGGGCAGAUUACGAGGUCAGAAGUUCCAGACCAGCCUGGCCAACACAGUGAAACCCCGUCUCUACUAAAAAUACAAAAAUUAGCCAGGUGUGAUGGCACAUGCCUGUAGUCCCAGCUACUCGGGAGGCUGAGACGGGAUAAUCACUUGAACCUGGGAGGCGGAGGUUGCAGUGAGCCGAGACUGUGCCAUUGCACUCCAGUUUGGGUGACAGAAUGAGACUCUGUCUCAAAAAAUUAAAAUAAAAUAAA